GUUGGCGGUCCAGAAGGAAAGGUAAAGAAAAUUUUACAUGGCCGUCUGGGUUUAACCAGAUUGGUAAAGAAUAAUUUGCUUCUUUAAAACGAUACAAGAUGGUCUUCUUCAGCAGAGUGUCUUCUCCAAAGCUAUGCGGAAGUGUUGUCAUCAUAGCAAGGAAACAACAACAAUGUGUGAUUACAGUAGGACAGCGUUCUAUCUCUGGAAAAGUAAUGCGCCAAGGAUUGCCCCCUGUUAAAAAACCAGCUCCAUUCCCAUACAAGGAAAAGAGAUACAACUUUUUACGAGCUUUGCUUGAUCCCACCACCAGCCGAUUAGAUGAGAAUUCAAAGUUGAUUGUUGUUGAAGGGCCACCUGCUGCUGGGAAAAGGGCUCUAGCCAAAGAGUUGGCUGAAGAAUUGGACAUGGCAUACUUUCCAUCGCCAAAUGUAGCAGAUUGCUACAUUAAUAAAUAUGGUUAUGAUCUAAGGCAAGUAGAUCACAAACUGCCAGAAUCUUGUAAGAGUUAUGAUGAGAACGAUUUCUUGAAAGACCCUAUGCGGGGAAAUGGUUCCAAAGCUGCGCGUUUCCAACUAACAAAGCUUUCCCUCCGUUAUAAACUUCAUUUGGAGGCUUUGGCUCACAUUCUGAAUACAGGACAAGGAGUCGUCAUGGAUCGUUCUCCGUUCAGUGACCUUGCUUACAUGACUGCCAUGACGGAAACUGGUGUAAUCAGCAAAAAUGUUUACAACUUCUACCACCAAGUGAGAAACAAUGCACUGUUUGCACUGUGGCGACCUCAUUUGGUCAUCUAUCUGGACGUUCCUGUUGAUGAAACACGUCGACGAAUUGAGGCCAGGAACUUACCCAACGAAAAGGACUCGAUGCUUACCACUCCGGCUUACCUCCAAGCCCUAGUAGAUUCUUACAAGAAAGACUAUUUGAAGGAUAUCAGUACCCAUGCCGAAGUUCUAGUUUACGAUUGGUCGAAAGUGGCAGAUCCCGAAAUCGUCGUCGAGGACAUUGAACGCAUAGAUUUCGAUCAGUACACCGUCUAUGAUGAGAAGAUGAAGGACUGGAGGCGCAUCAACGAGUGGGAUUGGAACAACAGUCGUCAAGAGUUUACCCACUCUCAACAUUACUUGAUGGCUCAUCUAAACGUGCCACCGAUCCAAUGCAACGAAAUCCUUAUCGGCGCAGGUGAUAACAAAGUGCGCGCGGCUGUAAUGGAUGAGACUCCGGGCAGCAAGUUCGCCAAAGGAUUUAAUCCAGAAAUGGGAGACAAGGGAAUUUUAUUCAAAUUGUCUUAAAUAUAGACCUUGUGACUCUACUUGUGUAGGAAUCACUUUUUGUCGAUAGUUGAAAUAUAUAAAUGAUGGAAUUAAAA
This is a messenger RNA of Daphnia pulicaria, 1369 nucleotides long. RefSeq names its product NADH dehydrogenase [ubiquinone] 1 alpha subcomplex subunit 10, mitochondrial-like (gene ND-42). Gene Ontology annotation, biological process: mitochondrial electron transport, NADH to ubiquinone. Gene Ontology annotation, cellular component: cytoplasm. The transcript is spliced from 6 exons. The record is from RefSeq and is a predicted model, not a curated record. NCBI's taxonomy places the organism in Eukaryota, Metazoa, Arthropoda, Branchiopoda, Diplostraca, Daphniidae. The coding region runs from base 99 to 1292 and encodes 397 amino acids.